UGUGGAUUGGCAAAUCAAAGUGGGCAGGGAUUUAAGGGAGGAGGAAAAGAACACAAAGUAAACUGACUGGAAAGGCAGGUUGCAUCUUAGAAACCAAAGGUCUUGCUAAAUGUGAAGAACAGGUCUGGGAGGAAUAGGGGAGUGAGAUAGGCAAGUCAUCUGUGGCCAGAAAGAAUUCUAGAACUCAGAAGACCUAUGAAGACUGCUCCCUUCUGAAUAAAAGUAUAUUUAUCUUAGUGGGUUGCUGAAAUGAAGGUGGGAAUCACAAUUCUUUCUUAGAUUAGCAAUGAAGGUGGUGCCUUAGUUUGGAAAAUCAGUUUCCUAUGGAUGGGGGAAAAAAACAACCUAAAAUUCCUCUAAGAGGCUGGAAACUAAGAGGGGUGUAAUAGCCCCUCUUACCGGGACAGAAUACUCUAAUAACUUACCUUUUCCACGUUAAAAAGAACUUAAAGGAGGAAAUCUUAAAAACCAAGAAAAGGGGGGCGGGGAAAGCAGCAGCCUCUCGAGACUAGGUUUCAGGCUAGAUAAGAAAUAAGGAUUCUUAGAAGGUAGCGCAGUGAAACCAGACCAGAUUCGUCACCUGCUGGCAGAAGCAAAAGUGAAACUCAGAUCCACCUGGAAGGAUAUCAGCACCUUGAUAUCAGAAGUCAGAAGCAACCUUGAGCUGCUAUUCACCUAGAGGGCGGAGUGAGAACUCCGAGUAUACGUAGCUGAAAUCUGAAGCCAGGUACCCGAAUCCGGAAAAAAAAUUUUUUUUUUUUUUGGAGCCCGAGGGUGAGGUGCAGCUUGUUACCUAGGUAGAAGGUGGAACCAGGGAGAGGGUUCACCUCACCUGGGCUGAAACGGUACUGAAAGUGCGUGGACACCUGGCCCCAGUGGAGGGGUAAGAGAUCAGCAGCCAGACUCCCCGGAGGUAGGGAGAGGGGAGGAAGGGGUCGCCCUGGUUCUCGGUUCCGGGGCUUGGAUUUCAGCCUGUUCGAAGACGUCCGCCCGUGUGGGACUAGCCGCCGCCAUGGCCUGGAGUGCGACGUCGCCCGGGGCCAACCAGCCAGAUAACACAGCCUUCACGCAGCAGCGCCUGCCAGCCUGGCAGCCGCUGCUGUCGGCCGGCAUCACCCUGCCGCUCUUUUUCUGCGUGGGCUUGGCCUUCAUCGGCUUGGGCCUAGGCCUCUACUACUCCUCCAAUGGCAUUAAGGAGAUAGAGUACGACUAUACGGGCGAGCCAGGAAUCGGCAACUGCACUGCCUGCGCCAGGGUCGGGGAGCGAGUAGCCCCACCCCACCCCAACUGCACCUGCCAGUGGUGUUUCUCGCUGCCCGAGCUCUUCCAGGGCCCCGUGUUCCUCUACUAUGAAUUAUCUAACUUUUACCAGAAUAACCGCCGCUACGUGGUCUCGCGAGACGAUGAGCAGCUCAGUGGGCUGGCGAGUGCACUGCGUCACCCUGCCAACGAGUGCGCGCCCUACCAGCGCACUCCCACCGGCCUGCCCAUCGCGCCGUGCGGCGCCAUAGCCAACAGCCUCUUCAACGACUCAUUCAAGCUGCUGUACCAGCGCCAGCCCAAUGGCCCCUACGAUGAGGUGCCGUUGGACCGCACCGGCAUUGCCUGGUGGACAGACUACCACGUCAAGUUCCACAACCCGGCACCCAUCAACGGCAGCCUGAAGCUGGCCUUCCAUGGCACAGCCAAACCGCCCAACUGGCCUCGUCCAGUCUAUGAUCUAAGCCCGGAUCCCAACAACACAGGCUUCGUGAACCAGGACUUCGUGGUGUGGAUGCGCACGGCUGCGCUGCCCACGUUCCGCAAACUGUACGCCCGCAUCCGCCACGUCAACUACUCGGCUGGGCUGCCACGUGGGACUUACUGCGUGAACAUCACCUACAACUAUCCGGUCCUUGCCUUCGGGGGCCAGAAGCGCAUCAUCUUCAGCAGCAUCUCGUGGAUGGGGGGCAAGAAUCCCUUCCUGGGCAUCGCCUACCUGACUUUUGGUUCCCUCUGCAUCAUCACUGGCUUUGUCAUGCUCAUCGUGUACAUCCGGUAUCAGGAUGAGAAUGGUGACGGAGAUGAAGACGAGUGACCCAAGUUGAGCAGCUAUUGGUAGCUGCUCUCUGCAGCUCCCUUCCACCCCCAUCCCAUUUCUUACCUAGACGUCUUCUUGCAAACGUUUUGAGCAAUUUUUAAAUCUUAAACACUUCCUUCUCUACCAUAACUUAUUUGUGAAUUGCCUCCAGCAAAAUUCACAAUUCCUUAUAUUUGUUUUCUAAUCAAAAUCCCUAAUUUCUUAACAAUUCCUUUUGUCUGGAGAUGGUUGGUUAAAGUCUAGGGAAAUUUCCCCCUCCACUACUUUCAGGAUUUGGAAGUUGGUUAGAUCUUACUAGAUUUUUUGAGCAACUUUAAAUACUUUUUUUCCUCCACCUCACCCUGUCCCAUUCCCCAUGUAACCCAAUUCUGAAUACUCCAGGUGGAACUGAUUUGUUGAAGGCCAGGAAGAUUACCCUAUCUCUUUCCCCAGGAUUAGAGGUUGAUGGAGUUUUAAGCUACCUUUUCCCUACCUUUCCUCUUCCAUCCCGUGUCCCUUGCAAUUCAAUUCCUAAUUGUUCCAGUGGAACUGUUUGGAGAAUAGAUCUGAUAAUCAGGCAAAUUUACCCUCCACCUCUUUCAAAGAAAUUGAUCAAAUGUUUUUUUUUUUUUUAGUUUUUUUGUGUGUUUGUUUUUGCGUUGCUAAUCUGCUUGACACCUACUUUCCAUCAUCCAUCCCUCCCUCUGCAUUUAGUUCAGUUCCUAAUUGUUGCUGGGGAGCUGAUUGGAUGGUGGGCCUGAAGUUCGAAGACAUUUCCCCUUCCCCUUUUUCAUGUUUUGGGAAAUCGAACUGAUUUACCAGCCUUUUGGGACUUGCCCACCUCUUUUCUUCUCCCACUCCAUCCCAAUUCCCUCUCUUGCUGUGAGCUUUCUAUAGUAUGCAAUCCCAUUUCUAAUUGUCCCUCUGGGAGAUUGACCUGAAUUUCAGAUAAAUUUACCCCUCCCCUUUUAUUUAGAUAGUCAGGUUCCUGAAUCAUUGCUGCAGAUUAUGUUGAGCAUAAAAUUGUAGAUUUUAAGCAGUCAGAUUUUUAUGAAUUCCCUAAUUUUACAGUUGAAUUAAUGGAGGCCCAAGGAGAGAUGGCUUGCUUAAGGUUGUACACUGAGUACUGGCAAAACUGGAACACAAAUGAUUUCCUAUGGAAAUAUUUAUCCCAUUUUUUUCCUUCCUAUAGUUUAUUGUGGUGAAGGCAUGAUUGACAUGCCUUUUUUUUUUUUCAAAAUUAAUUGGAACCUAGAUUAUUUUUGUAAAUGUAUCUGCAAGAGGAUAUUCAUACUAAUUCACUUAGUAUUUGAGUACAGGACAUUUUACUACUACUAAUAGCUAAUUGAAAUGGUAUUGCAUUCUGCAGACUGUUUUGUAUAUAUUAUUCAAUUGAGCCCUGAACCUAUGAGAUAGGUGAAACAGGUAAUAUCUUCAUUUUACAAAUGAGUGAGCAUAGAUUAAAAAAGACUGAAUUUCCUGUUCAUAGUCAAAUAACUUCAGAAGAGUCAAACAGGAUUCUAAAUUAGGUCUUGACUUCCAAAUCCAGCUCUCUAACCACUCUACAAGGCUUAUUCUUGGCCAGACUUUUUCGUUCUCUGUUGAAGUAACUUGCCUUGUUAUAUUUGAGAACCUGUAUUCCAGCUACAUAGGCUAUAUAUACUCUUCUAUAAAUAAAAAUAUCCUUGAUUUUCUAUUAAUCUUUGUAGACCAAAUAACUUCCAGAAAGGUCAAACAAUUCCAUUCAGGGGAAAGGACUUCAGGGUAAACUAAGAACACAAAGUCAAACUGUUAAUUUUUUUGUUGUAAUGCUGUAACAGAAACUUCAUUUGUUGAUCCUGUGUUUGGCAUUUCUCCCAAUAAGAAGCAUUUGUUUUCCUAGACAAUCAAUAGGUUUCAGGCAAGAUUCUUUUUUCUACUUUCUCAUAGGAACUUUUCAUCUCAUUCUUUUGUAGACCUUAAUGAGAAGUGCCUGAAUGCUUAGUUUUUCUAAAGACCCCAGAAGCAACCUAUCUUCCAGUUAUGUUCUCAAAUAGAGGCUACAUGUUUCUAGAAAUCAUCUUCUAAAUUAAUGCUGUGGGCUGAGGAAAAUGUUACAUCCUGAAAUUUGAAUAACUUUUUCAAGCUUUGUUUAAAUUCUGGACUGAAUAUUUUUUGUGAUCAUUCAAGUGAUUCUGAAAAAUUCUCUUAAUUAUAUUGUCUUUGAGUUUCAUUGGGAUUUUAAACAACUGUUCAGUCUCCAUACUAUCUAUUUUAUUAUGGUGAUUGUAUGCAUUAAUAUAUACAGAAUUUUUAUUAAUUUAAAAUUCUUUACAUGUAAGUAAUAAAUACUUAAGAUCUUACUGUUUCAGGUACUAUUUUAGGAGCUGGAGAGUUACAUACUAAUAGAAUUUUUGAGGUGAAAGAGACUUUAUAAUUUCUACAAGCCCCUUAUUUUCCAAACUGAAAAGUGAAAUGACUUGUCCCAAGUUUCAACUAGAUCUUUAAGAUCUCUUUCAUCUCCUAAGAUUCUAUAAGUCAAUUCUACAAGCCUGGUGGUAGAGCUGGACCUGAAUAUCAUGAUUUAAAAAAAGAAUAUUAAUAAGCUGGAUAAUGUCCAGAGGAAGGUAACCAGAAUGGUGAAGGAUCCUGAGACCCUGUCAUGUGAGGAUCAGAUGAGGAAAAGAGGACACAAACUGGAGAAGAGAAGACCAAAAACAUGGUAAUAAUCUUGAAGUAUUUGAAGGACUAUUGUGGAAUAGGGACUAAAGUUUCUCAAAAUUGGUCAUAAACUUUGAACAAUAGAAAGCUAUAAGGAGGUAAAUUUGUUCAAUGUCAGGGAAAAGCUUCAGAACAAAGCUUUCUAAAACUGGAAUGGUUUGCCUGAAGAGGUAGUAGGUUACCCAUCCUUAGAAAUCUUUUUUAAGAGCCUGAGCAAUCUUGUUCUCUUGUUGGGUGUGUUAUAGUUGGCAUUCCUUUUAUGUAUGAUUUAGAUUAGAUGGCUUCCAAGGUCCCUCCCAACUCUCAAAUUCUAUAAUUCUGUUAUUCUUUCCACCAUUGCACACUGGUCUUGGGAUCAUGUUUCUGAACAUGGCAAUUGAGUGGAUUCUGAAUUACCAAAGACAUUUUUCAUUAUAUUCAGUAUAGUACCUUCUUUUUUGAAAAAUUGAAAGGCAGGAUGGUGUGGUGGAUAAAGAACUAACCUUGAAAAUUGAUUUGGAUUCAAGUCCUGCCUCUGACUUACUUGACCAUUUGAUUCUCAGCAAGUCAUAAUUUUUCAGUGCACCACUCACCUCCUGAAGAUUAUAAAUUAUAGAACAAUUGUUGAUUUGAUUGCUAAAGGAAAUUUCAUCAAAUGUUUCCUUGAUCAGUGAAAGCACAGGUGUGAACCAAAGUGAAAAAUAUUAAACAAUGUAAUUUUUUAUUAGCUUCACUCAGGUGUUUUAUGCAGCCAAUUCCUUGAACUUAGUUAAUAGAAUUUACUGUACGUGUUUUUGUAUAUUGGGGAGCUAAAAUUUAUUUCAAUCUUUCUUAUAUAUUAUUGCAUCAGUCUAUAUAUUUAAAAACUAAUCAAUGUAAUUUUUUCUUAACAUUUUAAGGAAGAUUCAGUUUCUAUGUUAAUUUGAUUACUGAGAAUAAAAAAUCACGUUUGUCUUCA
Molecule: messenger RNA, 5696 nt
Organism: Monodelphis domestica (gray short-tailed opossum)
Lineage: Eukaryota; Metazoa; Chordata; Mammalia; Didelphimorphia; Didelphidae
Gene: CDC50B
Product: cell division cycle 50 P4-ATPase accessory subunit B
Biological process (GO): phospholipid translocation
Cellular component (GO): endoplasmic reticulum; plasma membrane; Golgi apparatus
Source: RefSeq, a predicted model, not a curated record